Equus caballus (horse) is the source of this 1553-nucleotide messenger RNA. RefSeq names its product chromosome 8 C18orf21 homolog (gene RMP24). The record is from RefSeq and is a predicted model, not a curated record. NCBI's taxonomy places the organism in Eukaryota, Metazoa, Chordata, Mammalia, Perissodactyla, Equidae.
GUUUCCGGAGGGAGCUUGGAAACGCACGUCAACGCCGGCAAGCUAGGAAGCCGGCUUCCGGAGUCAGCUUUUGUCGCCGCAUCCUGGUGGCGUGGGGGCGGCGGUGGCCAUGAGGCAGAAGCACUACCUUGAGGCCGCGGCGCGGCAACUCCGAGAUAGCUGCCCGGGCCAGGCCCGCUAUCUCCUCUGGGCCUACAGUUCGUCGCACGAUGAUAAAAGUGCUUUUGAAGGAACAUGUCCAUACUGUUUCCAGUUGCUGGUUCUGGAUAACUUUCGAGUGCGCCUCAAACCCAAGCCCAAAAUGACACCCAGAAUACAGAAACUUCUUAAUCGAGAAGCAAGAAAUUAUACACUCAGUUUUAAAGAAGCAAAAAUUGUGAAAAAGUACAAAGACUCCAAAAGUGUAUUGUUGAUUACUUGUAAAACAUGCAACAGAACCGUUAAACAUCACGGUAAAAGCAGAAGCGUUCUAUCAGCUUUGAAGAGCAAUUCUACCACUCCUACAAGUAAACUCAGCCUGAAGACACCAGAGAGAAAGACUCUGAGUUCUAGAAACCUGAUUCGUGAUAUGUCUGGUUCCAAAGACAAGAGCCCAGCUUUGAUUUUCAGAACACCUACAUCUGGACAGUCAACACCUACUUGCUCCGCGAAGAAUGUGAGCAAAACAAAGAAACACUUCUCUCAACUGAAAAUGUUGCUUAGUCAGAGUGAAUCCCAGAAGAAUCCAAAGGUGGACUUCAGAAGUUUCUUAUCUUCUCUGUAAAAGGUGGACUAAGGAAAUAAGAAAUGUUUAAUGCAGUUUCUGAAACUAAAGUUACUCAGAAAAACAGCUUUUUAAAAACUUCUAUUCUUUAAAUACAUGGAAACUGGGGUCCAGGAGCACACUGUUCUUGGCAUCCUUCAGUGUUUGUGGGGAAGACACCGCAGAGUGAAGCACUGAGACCUGCGUGCCCACAGGGCAGCUACAAGGGUCAGAAUAUAGGAAAGGUCCUCGUAAGUAGUACAGAUAUAUAUGCAUGUUGAGUGGUUAUAUUAUUAUUUUCUCCUCUCUUAAUUAGCAUUUUCCUUAUGUCGUUUUAUUUCAUAAGAAACUGGAGACAUUUCUGGGAAAGUCUCCUCAGUCCUUUCUAGGCGUCUAUAGCCUUAUUGCUAAUUCAGAAAAAGGGUCAAGUGUGUGUGUCCUAGUUUUCCCACAAUCGUCUGCAUAACUGUCUAUUAGUAAAAUUGGAACAUUAUUCCUAUUUUGCAUGCAAAAGUAAAUACAUGGACCAUUCUUGAUUGUAGAUGAUUUAAUCAGAUACCAAAAUUUUCAUUUUUACAGCUUUCUAGUCUUCCUAUAGUAAUAUUUCACUGUUAAGUGGCAUUUAAUUUUCUCUGGUGAAGACUUAUUUCUAGGUCUAAAAUUUACAUCAGAACAUAACACAGUAACAGUUUAGCUAUCUUAACUCUUUUCUGGAACGUAGAUAUACUUUUUUUAAAUGAUAGGCUAGGAUUUUAUUCAACUUGUUUUUUAAAAACACUUUAAAUAAAUGAUUAGAUACUUUAAACUAUAA